Messenger RNA from Exophiala bonariae, 1782 nucleotides. RefSeq lists its product as uncharacterized. The coding region runs from base 1 to 1782 and encodes 593 amino acids. The record is from RefSeq and is a predicted model, not a curated record. Lineage: Eukaryota; Fungi; Ascomycota; Eurotiomycetes; Chaetothyriales; Herpotrichiellaceae. The transcript has a single exon.
AUGAAGCCAGAAGAGCUCUCAGACUUUGCUCAUGACAUCCGCAAUUUCUCUCCCGCAGACAUCGAUCGUCUGCACCGUGUUCUCCUCCGCUUACAGGAAGAUCACAUUGAAUCAACUCCGGAAUCUCUUCGACGUGAACAUAAGGCAGUCUAUUUAGAGGAAGGCCAGAAUCCCAAUGUCGAAGACCCCUGUCUAAAUUGGCUCCUCGAUCUCGCACGAACAGAAUCUGAAACACCCCUCAAUGAAAAAUUUCUAGAUGUUCUACAGGAAGCUCAUAUCGUUCUAACGACCGACGGCACUCUCACUGAUGGGGGAAGCGAAUAUGGUGCUAGCAGACGUGCUGCAUCCGUUGAGGUGAUACCACCUUUCCCCACGAGACCUCAGUCGUCCGACUCUUUCGACGACAACAACCGUAUCUGGCUGCAAGCCGUCGCACUCGAUAGCCGAAAACUAGCAUCGCAGGCGCUCGAUCAAUGGCGCCAGAAAUUGUAUUUGAAAAGAGAGGAUGCUUUGGAGAGGGAGAAUCCUGAGUUGAAUAGACUGGCUGAUGAGGUGUACCGCACCAACUUGGCGCGCAAGGCGAUCACUCACUGGCGCAAUACCAUUAAAGAGAUGCAAGAUUUGGAAAGGGUUGCGGUAGAGUUUAGAGCAAAGCGUGACGCCGCCUCUGUUCUCAAAACUUGGACUCUUGCUGCACGGGAGAGGCUUUUUGUCAGAGUACGAGACGAACGACUUCUACACAAAACUCUUGAGGACUGGCAUAACAAAACUGCAGAUAUCAAGGAAAUGGAAGUUGCUGCGGAUGCGAUCAGCAUUCGUCAAGCUGCUCAAAAUGUACUCCAGGUCGUUGCUACUAGAAGGGCCGACCUCCGCGAAAGGCACCAAGAAGCAGACCACCUCUAUGGUCGCAACAUCAUACGCCGAGUGCUGAGCACAUGGCACACCCAUGUCGAACAGCAACGUGUCAACGACCGAAGAGCAAUGGCAGCUGUAGAAUACUUCUCCAGCAAACAUACUCUUCAAACAUGGAGAGAGAAAACUCGUAUCAGAGCCGAUGAAAAACAUGCUCAACAGGCCCAUGAACAGAUGCUGGCAGUGAAAUAUUUUCGAAGAUGGCAAGCGCUCGUCAAGAGUAGUAAGGAAGCCACAUAUUCGGCGGCCUACAAGUCAAUGAGACGGAAAGUGAAAAUCAACAUUGGACGUGCCGCGCUGAAUACUUGGAGGCAAAAGACAAUUCGCAUUCGUGAGAUGAGAAUUAUGUCUGACGAAUUCCGGGCUCGCAAGAAGAUUGAACAUACUGGACGGGUGGCUCAUUCGGCCAUCAUGGUCAUGUUCAACAAGGCAGAGCAGGUUCAAGAUCUGACACGACAAGCGGAUGCUUUUGGUAACAAACAUGCGAUCGCACGCCUUGAGAUCUUCGGUUCCAAAUGGCUCUCGCCCACUAGGAAGAUACUCGAGGAUCAGCGUAAAGCGGACGAAUAUCACACGAUAAAGACAGACGGCUACUCUUUGUCUAGGUUAAGGAACUGGAGAAAUCUGACUUUCCGGACUUCCCGACUUGAAAAUGAUGCGGACGGGCUGUUCAGGCGAAACGAGAAAAAGCGAGCUUUGGGAUUCCUACAAAAAUGGAGAUCGGGUGCCGCAAAUGUCAAACAAGAACCAGCCAGUGUGGACGAGAGGCUACCACCCGUGACUCCAGCUGCCAGGCGAGUUCAAUUGUUGGCUUCAACGACUCCUGCUUACACCCCUGCCUCGGUCAUGUUUCGUCGAAUUCAGCAGUGA